AUUUGGUCUGAAACGAAGCCCACCGGGCAACCGCGCCGGUCGGUACCCUCCCGCAGUUCCACGUUCAUUGUGUAUUUACAAUAAUGCAUCGCAUUCAGUUCAGAAAGUUAUCUCCCUGUUUGACUAAGCACUUUGUUUCGAAUUUGCAAACAGACUGCUAUCUUAUCGGCUCAUAUUAGUAGAAGUUGUACGGCGGGUACACGCGUCGGUGACUGUUUCCUAAAACUGUGAUGUGAGCUCUCAUCUGUGUUAGUGAUUAUACUCUGUGAUUUUUUGUUUAGAUCGUAUUGAAGAUAUUGUUUAGUAACAAUGAAUGAAGGCACCGUUGAUAUCCAAAGUGAAUUGGAGAAAUUAAGACGUCCGUCGUACAGGCCACCUCCAGACAAUGAAGAGAUUAAAGAAACGAAGACUGCACCAAGUCAGGAGACUGAUGAUCCACAGAAGUACCGGCUGAUACUAGAGCCAGCCCUCGUGGGCGCUAUGAUUGCGAUCAAUCUAGGUCAGACCUCGCUACAGAACUUUUAUUUGCAAACUGCCUGUACAGUCGACCUAGGGGUGGAUUUAGAAGUUUGUUUAAAAGGAGAUAUGGAGACAUUCCAGGUAUCAUCCUUAAUAUACGUGAUAGUAGCAGUGAAAGAUGUCAACGUGAAUAGGGACAAUAAAGUGUCUGUCUGUAAUUGGAAGCUACCGUUCAAUGCAGUGUACUGUCUAGUGAAGCCUAGAGAGGGACGCAAGAGAACUAUUAUAUUCCUCAUGCUGGUGGUCACGCUUGGAGAUAGGAUGCUGUUAUCUGCGGAGGUGUUAAUCGCCUACAUGUACUACCGGUAUAAGUUCCACUGGACUGACGUCAUGUUCGGGUCCUACCUCGCAUACAAGAACAUUGUUAGUUUCAUUGGUACAUUGUUAAUUCUGUCAAUACUAAAGCGUCGGUUACGACUAUCCGACGAGACGGUGGGCAUGCUGAGCUGUGCCUCCUACAUCCUUGCUACCUCGGGCCUUAUUGCGGCCACCAUGACGUGGUGUGUUUUCAUGUUGCCCUUGGUUGGUAUUAUUGCACAAGGCUCGCAGGUGGUACAAAGACCUCUACUGAAUAAGCAGAUAUUACCGACAGAACAAGGUAAAAUUUACAGCGUGAUGGGCUCUUUAGAAUCGGCUAUGCAGACGAUGUCUUCACCUUUAUACUCUUUGCUUUACACAAAGACCGUUGCAACUAUGCCAGAUGCAUGGCUACUGCCAGGCAUAGGACUAGCAUUUAUCCAACUAUUUUCAUAUUUAAUAUCAAGGAAACUACGGCAAUCACAAGACUUAAAAACAAAUCCAACAGAUCUCGCUGAAACUGGGAAGAAUACAGAAGCUAAAAUACCAUUGCGAACUAAGGAGGUUAAGUAGUAUUUAUUACUUUGUAUUUAAUUUUGUUAAGUGAACAAAAAGCAUUUUGUAAACAAAAAUGUUAAUUAAGUUAA
This is a messenger RNA of Spodoptera litura, 1463 nucleotides long. The record is from RefSeq and is a predicted model, not a curated record. Lineage: Eukaryota; Metazoa; Arthropoda; Insecta; Lepidoptera; Noctuidae.